Contarinia nasturtii (swede midge) is the source of this 2078-nucleotide messenger RNA. RefSeq names its product protein snail homolog Sna-like. Gene Ontology annotation, molecular function: DNA-binding transcription factor activity, RNA polymerase II-specific; RNA polymerase II cis-regulatory region sequence-specific DNA binding. The transcript has a single exon. Lineage: Eukaryota; Metazoa; Arthropoda; Insecta; Diptera; Cecidomyiidae. Bases 168 to 1514 code for a protein of 448 amino acids. The record is from RefSeq and is a predicted model, not a curated record. Gene Ontology annotation, biological process: regulation of DNA-templated transcription.
CACUUAUCAACUGUUCAGUUUAAUGCAGUAUUUAAUAUAAAUUAAAUUGAAGUGAAUCGAUAAAAAUAGACAAUUCAAAUAAAUACGAAAAAAAAAAAAUUUAACUAAAAAAAGUAUAUUGUGAGUUAAAGUUAAAAACAAAACAAAAAGAAUAAUAAGUUUUCAUAAUGCUAACCGCAGAAAAAAAUUAUAGUAAUUGCCCAUUAAAAAAGCGACCAUUUUUAAUGAUGGAAAAAGAAUUAAAAGAUUCACGGUCACACGUUGAACAAAAUGAACCGGAAGAUCUGUCUGUGAAUAGUAAACGUCGUCGUUCAAACAGUCCACCAGCGACACCGGUCAGUGAAAAACGUUGUUCAUCGGUUGAAUCAAUGAUCGAAAUUGAAGAUGAUGUCGAUGAAAAACCAGUCUCAUUCAAAAUUGGCACCAUCAAAGUGGAAAAAUCAAAGAGUUUAAACGACAUCAAACAGGAGCCCAUUUCAAAAGAACUAAUUUACAAAAAUUGGCCAUGCCCAUUGACACCGCCAAUGCAUUACACCGGAGCCGAUAGUUUGGAUUCACUCUAUCUAUCAACAUACACAGCAGCACGGUAUGAAUCACAUUUUGGCUAUGGAAAAGAUGAUAACCUAUUCAAAGCCCAAACAUUGCCACCAUAUCCAUCGCCAUACCUAAUUCCAUCGAUGGAUCUUCGAACCAAUUACAAUAACAACAUUAUCAAAGCCGAUCCGUUCAUCAAUCCAAAAUAUUUCACACCAUAUCGUGUUGAUCACAAUAGCAGCCGUAAUAGCAGUACUACGCCACAUCGACCACUAUUCAAUGUAUUCCCAUUGUCACCGGCAAGUAGUCAAGCCUCUUAUAAUUCAUACGAACAAUCGCCGAGAAGGUCUGAAUCGCCAAUGUCAACAAAUUCAUCGAUCUCUGAACAGCCAUCGACAACAACAACAACCCCGGCAACCUAUUCCGUAUUCCGUGAUGUAACGGCAAUGAGCACUGGUGCUCCCGUUGAAAAAUCAACAUCAAAAUCAAAACCGGAAAAAGUCACAAAAAAUGCCCAUUAUCAAUGUUCCGAUUGUUCAAAAUCGUAUUCCACAUACUCCGGUUUAUCGAAACAUCAGCAAUUCCAUUGUCCGGCCGUUGAAGGGAAUCAAGCGAAAAAAGUGUUCAGUUGCAAGAAUUGUGAUAAGGUUUAUACAUCGUUGGGCGCACUUAAAAUGCACAUUCGCACGCAUACGUUACCCUGUAAAUGUGAAAUUUGCGGCAAAGCAUUCUCACGACCAUGGCUGUUGCAAGGACACAUUCGUACCCAUACUGGUGAAAAGCCCUUCAGUUGCCAACAUUGUCAUCGAGCCUUUGCCGAUCGUUCCAAUUUACGUGCACAUCUUCAAACACACUCCGAAAUUAAAAAGUAUAGUUGCACCACAUGCAGUAAAACGUUUUCAAGAAUGUCACUGCUAACCAAACACAUCGAAGUUGGUUGUCCCGGCAUUCAAAUGUCACACAAUUUGAAUUUAUUUUAAAACAAAUAGUACAUCACAUUGUAAAUUCCCUUGAAAAAGACUGAACAAGUUGCACACUUAUAUAUAUAUCGAUGAUUAUGCGGUAAGCUAAUCGAUUGAAUAAUUCCAAUUGGAGCGAAGAUGAUGAGAAAGAAAAACCAUGUAUUAAAAGAAGAUGAAAAAAAACCUUACUUGCAGCCAGUUGUUAAAAACUUGCGAUUAAUAAGAGUCUAGUCAUAGCUUUUACAAGAGAACCAUUUAUUUGUAAUUUGUAGAUUGAAAAUCACUUGAAAGCCAUAAAAAAAAAACAAAUUUAAUUUAUAAGAUUCGAAAAAUACACAAUUUAAUGAAAUCUACAGUGCCUUGAUUCGUACAAAAUAAUGGACAAAAAUUUACAUACAAGUAACACUUUAAGAUAAAUCCGCAGCACACAUUUGUAUUUUUGGAGUUACGUUUACAAUUGUAAAGAAAAACGAUAGGAUAUAAGAAAAUGAGCGAGUGUAAUUUUUUAGUAGAUUUAAUCGAGUACUUUUAUUGAAUAAAACAAAAAUAUUUCGUAAAAAAAUUUUUUACACCAAUGGAAAA